Molecule: messenger RNA, 654 nt
Organism: Didymodactylos carnosus
Lineage: Eukaryota; Metazoa; Rotifera; Eurotatoria; Philodinida; Philodinidae
Source: the annotation of a GenBank genome assembly
AUGUAUUCUACGAUUUUCAGCGAGUCACUUUUUGUUAAAAUAUAUGAAACCGUAUGUAUUGGUAUCGUUGCUGCAGUUGAUACUUGGAAUUCGAUUGUUCGAUUAAAGCCAGACACAAGUGGAAAUGAAAGAAAGAAAAGUGAAUCAGAUAAACAAGAUAGUAAAAACUCAUCUCGAGAUAAAGGUACAUUAACAUGGAUUUAUAUUGCAAAGUUUGUUCCGAAUGCUGUUGCUAUUCUACUAUACUAUUUUUAUCCAAAUUCCCGUUAUUCAUCAUUGUUAAAUUCAAAUAUAUCAUUAAUUAUUGGAUUAUCAUUAUUCGUAAUUGGUUUUGCUAUAAGACAAAUAGCAAUUAUACAAUUAGGUCGGUUUUAUACGUACAAAGUUCAUGUAGUCAAUGAUCAUGAAAUGAUUGAUACAGGUUUAUAUCAGUAUAUGAGACAUCCAGCGUAUACUGGAACAUUUUUAGAAUUGACUGGUGCAGCUAUUCUAUACAAUCAUACAAUAAUAUCAUGCUUUUUAUCAUUGCCAUAUUUAGUUGUUGUCCUAAAACGAAUAAAACAAGAAGAAAAAGUUCUACUAGAAAAGUUUGGUCCAAAAUACCAGAAGUAUUGCAAACGUGUUGGUAUGUUUUUACCAAUGUUUCGCUUAUAA